GAAAGAAAAGGUUUGCUGCAACUGUGACCACCAGAGGCGUACGUGUGGCGCUAUAGCUUGGAAGGCACCGUCAUGAACAGCAAAUCUGUCGCCCGAUGCAUGCGGUGCUAUAGCUCCGAAGACGACAUCGUCGAGACCAUCGAAUCUGUCGUGCGGCAAUGUGCGAAUCUCUAUCAUCCCUGAUGCCACCAUCUCCAUCACCACCACAACCGUCUAGGCCGCCGGGACAGUCACCGGAGUACAAGCACUUCUGUCGAGUAUGCAACAAGGGGUUCACGUGCGGCAGUGCGCUCGGUGGGCAUAUGAGAGCCCACGGCGCUAGUGACGUCGACGGCUUCGGCGCCGACGAUGACUUGCUCGGCGAUGAGGCGUCCACACGAUGCCUAGCUGCAGAUCAGUGGGACACGGUGGGAACGUCGGCGACUCAUGCGUACGCGCUUCGGGCGAAUCCGAACAGGCUGAUCAGGAGCUGCCAGCUGUGCAAAAACUGUGGGAAGGAGUUCACGUCAUGGGAGCUUUUUCUUCAACAUGGUAAAUGCAAUUCAGAGGAUGAGGAAGAAGAAGAGGAGGUGGAUGGGUUGGGCUCGCUACGUUCACCGUCGCCUCCCUCGGACGCCGACAGUGAGGAGGAUCCAACGGUGGCAGCCGCAUGGUCAAAAGGAAAGCGAUCGCGCCGCGUCAGAGCGGAGGAGACUUCUACCGUGGCGCCGCCGGAGCGGUGCACAUUAGGAGAGGAGGAGGACCUCGCAAAUUGUCUCGUCAUGCUCUCAUCCUACAAAUCCAACAGCAAGCAGCAGACGACUAUUACUGCAACGGAUCAUCAUGAGCCUGCAUGUGCAUCUACCAAGAAAGGUGAUGGAGAGCCACCAUUGCAAGUGCAACCAAUCUCUUUUUUCACACAGACACAAGAGUCAGUUAUGGCACUGCCUUCGCCAGUAGCUAUGGUGCCACAGUACAUAUCACCCGCAUCACGUGGAGUUUUUGAGUGCAAGGCAUGUAAGAAGGUGUUCACCUCGCACCAAGCACUUGGUGGGCACCGGGCCAGCCAUAAGAAAGUGAAAGGCUGUUUUGCUGCCAAGUUUGAGAGCAAUGCUAGUGAACCAACACGCCAUUCAACGGUCAUUGAUACCAACAAUGGCAACGGCACUAGCAAUGGCAAGGCUACUGCUGUCGAUGAAGGCAAUGCAGGUGCAAGCACAGAUGCCACAAGAGUUUUCGCUACAACUGGCGUCGAGGCCAAUGUAGGGAUGAGUACUGAGGCAACAUCAUCACUGUCAAUGGCGCUUUUGCCCAUCGGACACAAUCCAUCAGCCGCCACCACGCUCGCCGUCGCAGCGCAAUGCAAGAAAAAUGCCAAGAUGCAUGAGUGUUCAGUAUGUCACCGCCUGUUCACCUCUGGGCAGGCACUCGGAGGCCACAAGCGAUGCCACUGGCUCACCUCAAACACAUCGGAUCCUUGCAACCCGGUGGCCAAUGUGAUCCCACCCCUAACUGAAGAUCUCGUCGGCGUAGUCAAACACCAGCUCAGCCUCCGGCCGAUGGUGGACGCGCCUGAGCCAGUGCUCGACCUCACAAUCGCGGCAAACCCGGUAGCACUAGCUGCUUCCACGGCGCGACCUGAGGCCACCAACAGCUCUUUCCGUCUCGACGUAGCACCGGUGCACUUGCCGCCACUGGUCGUCGCCGUUCCAGGUAAUGUUAGCCAUCAGAAGAAGGAUGUAGCGACGAGCAGCCAUGCCACGGAUGCGGUGGCGGAGGAAGACGAGGCGGACAGCACCACAGCCAAGAGAGCUAAGAUUAGCGACCUCAAAGACAUGGUGAGCAUGGACGGUGAGCCCAUGGAACCAUGGCUUCAGGUUGGCAUUGGUUCCUCAUCGGCCGCAGGAGAUGAUAGUUGACAAGGGCUGAGAAUCAACUAUUGAUCGAUCGACUAUGAGGUAUUACGAUACAUAUUAUUGUAUUAACUACUAACUCUAGCUCAGAGCAUGAAUGUACAAUUUGUGGAGUCUACUUUCUACUUUGAUUUCUCUUUUUUUAUUUAUCUAGGUUAGUAUAUACUUGCAUAAUCAUUGUAAGACUGAAAUGUACUUCGGUUAAAGACUAAUUAAAAGAAACAAUAUGGAAGACAAUAUUUUUCUCUUGCUA
Sorghum bicolor (sorghum) is the source of this 2145-nucleotide messenger RNA. RefSeq lists its product as uncharacterized. Bases 159 to 1898 code for a protein of 579 amino acids. The record is from RefSeq and is a predicted model, not a curated record. The transcript has 3 exons. NCBI's taxonomy places the organism in Eukaryota, Viridiplantae, Streptophyta, Magnoliopsida, Poales, Poaceae.